UUUUGCUUGGCCCGGUGCCCCGGGUGAGUGGUGAUUUCCCUUAAGGACCAAUGGAAUGGUCUAAUAUCAGUUAACUCCGCUCCCUUGGGGAACCGGGCCAUGCAAAAAUAACUCUGCCAGCGGCUUUGACGAUAUCGUGCUCAGAAGUCAGCUCGUAAUGUGUCGAUGGUUGAUUUCUCUGGUCUUGCUCUAUGACUCUUAAACAUUGCACACGCAAUGGGGUGGGGAGACUUUUUCUGCUGGCUUCCAACAUAGCUAGUGCUAGUUGAUGAAAUAACGAGCAAAGUGCUGAAACUGCACGGCCUCUGGGAUAACUGGUUCCAACAAAGAUUAGAAAUAUGGGCUCCGUUACCCUUUAAACGAAAACAAGAGCCACUUUUUUUGCGAAACUGGCAGUUGUUGACUACGCCGUGGACGAAGACUGGUUUCAUUUAACGGUGUAAUACGUGAGUUAUUUGGAGUUUAAAAUGUGUGAGAUUGUGGGUUUAUCGAAAGCCUCGUUGUCCAGGAGAACAAGAUGGCAGCAUUGCAGGCAGACUGAGCAUGGUAUGGCCUCAAAUGUUGGUCUACCCACCAGAUGUUUAUCAAACACAAACGAGUGCCUUUUGCAGUGUGAAGAAACAGAGUUGAGUUCAACAGCUGUUUUUUUUUUUUAUGAUUGGACCCUGUCGACCUAUAUAAUUGGAAUAAACCUUGGCAUUGCCCAGCCUACCAAUAUCCUCCAUUUAAGACAAACUUCAACAUCUGGUAGACUCCUGAGUGGGCAGGACAUAUCUUUGCAGGCCACUGCAUCCCUGAAAGUAGUACACAGUGAGUUGCUCCAAAAAACACCUCGGACCCAGGACCAGGGUCCCCCCGUCAAGGCAACUGUCCAGAGAAGCCGGCACAGCAGUGGAGCUACAGGGGCAGUCAGACUGGCCAGAGGGGACUGUGGCCAGAGAAGCAGCAGUGAAGGAGGUGAGGAGAUAGAGAGCGAGGGAGGUUUGAACUCAUUGAAAAGCCCCCUGCAAUGUGGGCUGAAACGUCAGGGUGAGCACCCAGAGAACAGUGGGAAAGCCAUGCAGAUAGUGGAGGACGUUUCCAUGAUACCUGCCAUGUUGCAAACUAACAUAGGGAACACGGUGGGGGGAGUGCCCCGCAAACAGAAUGGGGGAGGGACUGGGGCUCGCAAUGUGGUCGGGGAUGGGGACUACCAGUUGGUGCAGCACGAGGUCUUGUGCUCCAUGAAGAACACUUACGAGGUGCUGGAGUUCCUGGGGCGCGGCACCUUCGGACAGGUGGUGAAGUGUUGGAAGCGGGGCACAGGAGAGGUUGUGGCUAUCAAGAUCCUAAAGAACCACCCAUCGUACGCGCGACAGGGCCAGAUAGAGGUGGGCAUCCUUGCCCGUCUGAGUGGCGAGAAUGCAGAUCAGCAUAACCUGGUGCGGGCCUUUGAGUGCUUCCAGCACCGCAGCCACACCUGUCUGGUGUUUGAGAUGCUUGAGCAGAACCUCUAUGACUUCCUCAAGCAGAACAAGUUCAGCCCACUGCCAUUGAAGGUGAUCCGGCCGGUCUUACAGCAGGUGGCCACUGCGCUGAAGAAGCUCAAGAGCCUGGGGCUGAUCCACGCUGAUCUGAAGCCAGAGAACAUCAUGCUGGUGGACCCGGUGCGACAACCUUACCGGGUGAAAGUGAUCGACUUUGGCUCGGCCAGCCACGUGUCCAAAGCUGUGUGUUCCACGUACCUGCAGUCACGCUACUACAGGGCUCCAGAGAUCAUCCUGGGUCUGCCGUUCUGUGAGGCCAUCGACAUGUGGUCCCUGGGCUGUGUCAUCGCUGAGCUCUUUCUGGGCUGGCCCCUCUACCCAGGAGCACUGGAGUAUGACCAGAUUCGCUACAUAUCUCAGACACAAGUGUUGCCGGGGGAGCAACUGCUAAACGCGGGGACCAAGACAUCCCGCUUCUUCUGCAAAGAGUCCGACUCGCCUUAUGCUUCCUGGAGACUGAAGACGACAGAGGAGCAUGAGGCUGAGACGGGGAUGAAAUCCAAAGAGGCCAGGAAGUACAUUUUUAGCAGUCUGGAUGACAUAGCACAUGUGAAUCUGGUGCUGAAUAUGGAUGGCAGUGACUCGCUGGCAGAGAAGGCAGACCGGAUGGAGUUUGUGGGCCUGCUGAAGACCAUGUUGCUGAUUGAUGCUGAGAAGAGGCUUGCUCCCUCAGAUGCCCUCAACCAUCCCUUUGUCACCAUGCAGCACCUUCUUGACUUCCCCCACAGCAAUCAUGUUCAAUCGUGUUUCCACAUCAUGGAUGCCUGUCAAUCACGUCCCAACACUUACGAUACACUCAACCGCAACAAAGCACCGUUCCACAGACCCUCAAACAACUCAGCUGGACUGCCAAUGGCCUUCAAUAAAAUGGGAUCGGUUCACUCCCAGGCUUUGACGCAGGCUUUGACGCAGUCUGCUCCCUCUGUGAUGCAUCCUGGGAUGCUGCAGACUGGAAAUGGUCAGUUUGGGUGUAACGACUCCUUUCAGCCAGCCCUCAUCCUUUGCCCCCCAACCAUGCAAGCUAACCCAAACCAGUCAGGAUAUGCAGUUCGGAUGGAGAGCACGAUACCAAUGGUGAACCAAGCCCCUCCCAUACAGCCUUUGCAGAUGCGACCUGGAGUUAUGGCACAGCAACCGUGGCCAAGUAGAGGCCAGCAAAUCCUGGUACCAGCCUGGCAGCAAGUGGCUCCUCCUACCUCCUCUAUGGCUUCUGAUAAUGUGGCUGGCCCACAGAGGCUCAGUGACUGGGGGAAAGUACGGCAACACAGCAAUCAUUACACCAACAUGAUGCAGCCAAUUCUAACCAACCAAAUGACCAUAUCCGGUCCACAACCAAUCAACAUUGGUAUUGCACACGUGGUGUGGCCACAGCCGCACGCCAACAAGAGGAACCAGACCAGUCAGAACAGGAGCAUGAACUACUCACACAACAACAGGGACAUCCAAAUCUCAAUGUGCCGAUCUCCAAAGAUGUCCGACCGUGUUAGUAACACAGGAGGAGGCGAUUUGUCCCAUCGGGAGAGGCCUGUGGAGGUUCAGCAGGAAAGAAGUGAAGAAGUGAGCUGCUGUAAGGCAGUGGAGGACGAGCGGAUAGAUAUGUCCCACCAGCAGCGAGAGUCUGCGGUCAUCGAUGACCUACCCAGCCCCACCCUCAGCGUAAUCAGUAUCAGCAGUGACACGGAUGGGGAGGAGGAUUCUUCCUGCAGGUGCAAAGGCGGCUCUGACUGCGAGGCUUGUAAGGGCUCUCUGAACAUGGAGAGGGUGUGCUCCCUCAGCAGCCCAGACAGCACCCUCAGCACCAGCUCCUCUGCCUCGGUGCAGUCCAGCCCGUCCCCCUGCAAGAGGCCCAACAGCAUGUCUGAGGAUGAUGGUCAUGGGAGCGGCUGCGAGACGGUAGACGGUUCCCCCGCCUCGGACUCCAGCCAGAGCCACAGCCCCUACCUGGAGAGCCGCUACCUAGGCAACCACAACCAUCAGUCCCUGGGUAUGACGACGCGUGGCAUGGACCCUGAGAACGAUCCCAGCAAGCUCCCAGUGAGAACCAUGGUGGUGCCCCCUAUGAGGGUGGUGCAGAACAACAACAACAUGGACCAGCACACAGACAGAACGGUCUUCGAAAUCUCGUGCCAGUCCAAAGGGCGUUGCGCCCCCGGACGACUGAACCACCAUUCCACACCUCUCCAUCCCCGGCAGCAACAGAAGAUGACCGCGUUCCAGCAGCAGCCCCUGGGCUUUGGCCAGGUCCAGCAUUACGGCUCCUGCAACAAGGAGUGGAACGGAAACUAUGGGCAGCACCGGCGGCCGCACGCUUACAUCCCUCCCACGGUGCACGGCCAUGCUUUCACCCUCCCCCACAGCAGCCCCACCCACAACUCGGGACACCACCCCCAGGCCGCCCUACUCUCCUACCCUCCCUCGGCGCCCGUCGCCCACCUUCUGGCCUCGCCCUGCGCCCAGCGGCCCGUUCUGCAGCCCACCUACGGCAUUGUCCACCAGGUGACCAUGGGCAUCAACCACCGGCUGCUGCCCUCACCCACCAUCCAUCACCAGGGCCAGUACAAACCCCUCUUUCCACCACACUCCUACAUCGCCUCGCCCGCCUAUACAGGUUUUCCCCUCAGCCCCACCAAACUCAACCAGUACCCUUACAUCUGAGAACCAGCCACCCAGGGCCAUGGGCCAGCAAGGGCAGCCAGCAGUGACAACUACAACCAAGGCCUUCAUCUGUCAUCUCUCAUGUUAUGACGGAUAAAGAAUCCCCUUUGACUUUAACAAAUCAUGUUGGUUGAUGGUGAUGAUAAUAGAAUUGAAACCGUUAGCUUUAAAAAUAUAAUUAAAAAAACAUAAUGGAAAAAGAAUGAAUGAAUCAGUGAAUGAUUAAGAAAUUCUCACUUAAUGUGUUUUUGCACAUUUGCUCUGCUUUGUCAUUUGGAUCGAAUGGUUCUCUCUAUGAAAUGGGUCAAAUGGAGGGUUAGAGGUCGUUUUCUCAACCCCCACUUUUCCUGUUUUUCUGUAUUGCCUUCUAUCUAGCACGUGUGCUAAUCACAUCACUCGUUAAGCCAUCCCAAUCUCCAGUGCUAGGACAGCAGAAGUUUGUCUCCGUUCGUUUGUUGGUUCAUUGUGGUGUAAAGGUGUUAGUGUUUGCUAAUGUCCUCUGUGUUUUCAGUGUGAUACCGUCAGUGGUCUGAAAAGGUUGUUCCACACGCUGCAUGACGUCGCAUGGGCAAAAUAACUUAGUCGAGUCGUUGACAGAUGCUUAGAUGUCACUCUUUCUAUGUGUACUGUGAGACUUGCUGCAUCGUAACUUGUUCCCACACCUACUAGUGCCUUAAAUAUAUGAGGUUGUUAAUGUUACUUAUCGCAUAUAUAUAUAUAUAUAAAUAUAUAAAUGUACUGGACUGCAGCACUUGAAGAUUAUUUUUACUCUGAUAUGCUUAUCAGAUAAUCAAAUAAGUCUUGCUUAUUUGGCCUCAUUGUAUAUUUGAGUAGUUGAGCCUCUUUUACCAGAGGACGCCAGCAUGCUUUGCUGUGGCAAAUGUUUAUUUGGUUUGGACUUUUCCCAAAUGAACUAAUGUACAUAAAACAGAAUUUGAAUGAUUUUAAUAUUUGAUAAUCAAUUUCUAGUCACUUAGUACUUAAUUACUAACAGUAUUGACACUGUUUUUUUGAAACUGCAGUACAAUCUAGAUAUUAGGCGCUGGUUUGCUGUGUUAUGGUUUUUUACAGCCUUUUUCUUAGAUUAAUACUGAUGUGAGGCAUAACGUUGACUAUCGACAAACAUGCAAAUAGUUGGUUGGUUCUUGGUACAGUAUGAUCUCAUUAUCUUCAGAACACCUAUACAGUGUUUGAUAUACCCAUCUAUCAACCUACAGUAUAAUUGCUGGACUAUGUAGUGCUUGACAAGGUGUAUUGGUUGAGUGCAAUUUGCUUUCAUUGUUCCAUUUAAAGAUUUGUCGUCGUCAACUGCUUAGUGCUUAUUUUCUACAUUCCUUCAGGGAGGAAAUAUAUUUUGAAUUUUGUUUUUUAAUUGCUUGCAUGAGCAUUAGAUUUUUGUCUUUCCUUACUUUUCAAAUGCUCUUUCAGCACCAAAGACUAAUUCAUAUCCUAAGCAAGGUAGCUACUCAUUUUCCGUUGACCUCAAGUAUUCUGGAGUCAUCGAGAUGAAAUAUAUUUUAAAAAGGUUUGAGGUUUUAUUUUCAGCAUUUUGGGCAAGUAUGAUUAUAUUAUGUAUUGAAUGUAUCCUAGAUAAGCUGCUAGCUAUGUACUGAUUGCCACAUCAAAAUGAUUAACUUAGUUCUUACUGUGUUCUUACUUUUGUAUAGUUUCAAUUACCAUAUAAUAGAGGUGGAUUUUAUUUUAGUAUAGAGUAUACUUAAUGGCAUUAAGACUUGUUAGUGCCUCUGUAUAUUUGCUUUGACGUUUUGAAGUGCGAUUGUAUCUACUGUAUUGCAAGUAAUGGAAUUUAGCUUUUUUUUUGUGUGUGUGUUUUUUCUUUUGUGUGUGCCUAUAGCAUCAGUAUUUUUAUCUUAUUAAAUAUAGGUUGGGUUCAUCAUUGCAUACAGUAAUUGAUGUGUUGACAAUUUUGUGUUGAUUUUUAGUUAUUGUUCUGUUAACACGCUCAAAAGCCUACAUCUUACUCGCAUUACCAUUGAUUGACAGAUCUGUAUUACCAUGCAGAUAUAUUUACUGCAACACAUCUAUUUGGUCCUUAUCUAAACAUUGGGCUACAGAGAGGCCUUCUUCACAUACGUACUAUUUGUUAUGAAAUGGAUCAGUAAGCACUUGUUCAAAUUUAUUGAACUCUCAAUAUGCUCAUCAGGUUCAGUAUAAGGUAAAAUCCCACACAGUUUUCAUGAAAUUGCUGUGCUCUGUGGACUUUGACUAUAUGAUUUCUUUUUUAGGCAUUUAUUUUAAGCCUAAGAAAAUGUUCUAAACCCACUUUUUGUAUCUAAAGUGGAUUGAGAGGGAUCUUCUACAGAUUAUUCUGACCUAUUCCUAGUUGAUUGACUGAGGCAAAUGUGUGGGAUUUUUCUUCAAUCUUUAAUCCAAACAAGGGGGAUUGUCAAAUGAUGACUGAUCUUUUUCGCUUUCAAAUCUUGCCACUCCUUUUGUAGUUUCAUUACAUUGUGGACUGAGAGAUUUGUUUAAAUUUGUUUACUCACUAGCCCCACAACCCCGGACACACACGGAUGCAUUUUUUUGUCAUUCUGACUGUCUAUAACCAACCUAGUGCCUUUUUAGAUAUGUGGUCCAGAGAAUAACUGUUUGUCGAUAACUCCCUGACCCCUAGGCAGUCCCCUCUCCCGCAGAGGGGUGGCAGUAGAGUCAGAUGUGGACGCUCCUCAACAGAAUAGAGUAUUACACAUCCAAGCGGCAGGAUGUUAGGAUUAAGCAGCCUCUUGUUAUUUCAGGACUUCUGCAGCCUGUCUCCAAAUAUGUUUUACAUGUUUGCCAUCAGUGAGAAAGCAUUCUGCUUCUGGACUCGUGUACAGUGUAAUAGAGCUGACAAAUCCAAUGCAUUCUUCUCUCUUGAGAAGCUCUUAUGGGUGCUGGCUUCUAUCUUCAGAUCACUCAACCCCAAUGCGCAACCUUAGACCAUAUGGUCUGAAUCCAUAAAGCUUUUCUACAGAAUAUAAAAAUACAAAUGUUAUUCUUAGUCAGGGAAUAUUUUUUUACACUCUUCACCCAAGACACAGUUUAUCUCUUAUUGGACAUGCACAAAUGCAAAGCUUUACAUACAAUGUGAAUGUAUAUGUGGAGUUGAACAUAUGGUUUGCGGACUUGACAAAAUAGUUUUGUUUUAGUUUUCGAUUGGCUACAGAGAAUUCUGUUCUGUGUAUAUGAUCAACAUCCAUAUAGCAGCCUUAGUUUUGAUGUAUCACUUGUUGGUAUUUGCUUUAACAUCCCACGUAAAUAUUAGGUCCAAAGUUGUCACAUAUACUGCAAUUGUAUUGUUUUAUGACUUCCUAUAUGAUUCAUUCAGGGUCUUUUGUAUUCUACUGUAUUAACCUUCCAAUCCUUACCACUUUGUUUGAUUGCUUUGGAUCUUUUUUUGCAGUAAUUUCACCUGUUAGCACAAGUUGUAUUUCACUUCAAUUUAUUGGGUAAUAUACGGUAUCUAAACAACACAGCAUAUAGACUUGAUUGUGAAAUUGGAACUGUUACUGGUUUAAUGUGUAGUUUUUGUGGCUUUAUGAUUUUGUUUGCUUUUGAUUUUAUGCUACACUAGUUUGCCAUGUAGCAAAUGCACUGUGCAAUAUAUAUAUAUAUAUAUAUAUAUAUAUAUAUAUAUAUAUAUUAUGAGGACUGGGACAAUUUAUUAUUUUGGAUGUAAUGUCUUUUACAGUUUGCGGUCGUAUUUCUCUCUAGUUCUCAGUGAUUUCAAUGUGACCAAGCAUUAUGUACUUUGUCAUAAAAAGCGGGUUUUCCUGGUGAAUAUUGGCGAGUGUCAAAUUAAGAAUUGGUGUACUAUUGUCAAGAUUCACUUUGAAUAAAAAAAAA
Messenger RNA from Oncorhynchus mykiss (rainbow trout), 8027 nucleotides. RefSeq names its product homeodomain-interacting protein kinase 3. Gene Ontology annotation, biological process: peptidyl-threonine phosphorylation; peptidyl-serine phosphorylation. NCBI's taxonomy places the organism in Eukaryota, Metazoa, Chordata, Actinopteri, Salmoniformes, Salmonidae. Gene Ontology annotation, molecular function: ATP binding; protein serine/threonine kinase activity; protein tyrosine kinase activity. Gene Ontology annotation, cellular component: nucleus; cytoplasm; PML body. The record is from RefSeq and is a predicted model, not a curated record.